Messenger RNA from Daldinia childiae, 5277 nucleotides. RefSeq names its product Protein MON2 like protein. NCBI's taxonomy places the organism in Eukaryota, Fungi, Ascomycota, Sordariomycetes, Xylariales, Hypoxylaceae. The transcript has 6 exons. Bases 1 to 5277 code for a protein of 1758 amino acids. The record is from RefSeq and is a predicted model, not a curated record.
AUGACCACUCAGCUCCUCUCUACGGAGUUAACUAAUCUCAUACAAGAGAGUAAACGAAAGCAUAACGAUCUUAGACAGGCAGCCGAGAAGUCUUUGGAAGAGCUGAAGGGAAUUCGUGCCGCAAAUGAAGCCCAACUAGCUGCUGAACUGUCCCAAAAGGUCAACUUCGUCAACCCAUUCGUCAUCGCAUGCGGGACAAGAAAUGCUAAAUUUACCGGAAUAGCCAUUGUCUGCUUGUCACGACUUAUUCUUACUACUGCGCUCCCGCGAUCCAAGUUGAGUCCCGUCUUGGAAGCCUUGCGAGAGGCUACUUCUGCUGGUCUUGAUGUGCAACUUAAGAUUCUACAAGCUCUGCCUAGUUUACUCCAGAACUAUUCGAAAGAGAUCCAAGGUGAUCUGUUAGUCACUGCACUGAACAUCUGCUUCAUUCUGCAGACGACUAAAAAUGGAAUUGUCAACAAUACUGCUGCCGCUACGCUCCAACAGCUUGUUAUGACCGUAUUUGAAAAGGUAGCGGUUGAAGACAUAUCCGAUGGAAGUUUUGUUGGCGAUGCCCCUACCGGCAAUGGCGAUGUUCAGCUCCGGGCCGCGUCUAUGGAUGCCUAUCGUAUUUUCAAGGACAUAUGCUUGAUGACGGAGAACCAGCGACCAGAAUAUCUCCGAUUUACCGGACUUCCUCAGACAUUUGGCCUGGAGUUGAUAGAAUCAGUCUUAAGUCAGCACGCUGCUAUUUUUGUUGAAUCGCGUCACCCAGAACAAACACAUAUACUUCGCACGAGGGUAAUGUCUUUCGUUAUCAAGGCGAUAUCCGGAAAACCGAACUUUGCGACAUCUGUUCGACUUGUACGUAUUUUAUAUACGCUAUUGCGGAAGCAUCUAGAUAUUUUGCUAUCGGAGGGUGGCGAAGCUCUCGACACUCUAACUCAGUUGUUAGAUCAGGAUACAGCUACUUGGAGGAGAGCACUAUGCAUGGAGGUCUUCCGCGGUAUAUUCUCUGAGCCCCCCCUUCUCAGACGUAUUUUCGCAUUUUACGACUCCAAGGAGGGAGAGAAAGAUGUUCUCAAAAACUUGACUGCUACAUUUGUUAGAGUUAGCACAGAGAAACCAGUGGUUAUCGGCUUAGGCCAUCAAUCUACCAUUCCUGUAGCCAAUCCGUAUGCCAAUCUAGGGGGCUCGUCAGAUCAGGCAAUGCUAGAGGCCAGCGGGGUCACUGGAAUUAUUAGCGGAUCUGUUGGUGAAGGCCAUAACACCGGGAUUAGCUCUCAAUGGAGUACGGUUAGAGUUGCCUGCAUCGACCAGCUAGAUAAGACUGAACCGCCUGCGAUCCCCGAAUCAUAUGUAUAUGCGUUGACUUUAUCUUGCAUUACUUCAUUGUCUGAGGGACUAGCUAAGUUGAUCUUGCCGCUCACAGUUCCUCCCGACAAUCGAGUUCGCAAACGCAGUGCAAAGCAGCAAGAGAUGGGGAGAGAAUCGCCAGGUCCAAAUGAAGACGAUAAUGGCGCCCCAAAUAAAUUGGUGGAAAGGACUGCCACGAUGAGUUCUAUUGAGAGAUCUGGAUCGUUCAAGAAGAAUCCAGUGCCUCUCAAUCCCCUAGCUGUUAAGGACCAUCCCUUGCAUAAUGACGUUAAGAUAUGUGCGGCCAUUAUCGAAGAAUGCUGGCCAGCAAUCCUCGCAACAUGUUCUACCUUUUUAUAUGCCGCACUUGAUUCGGAAUAUUAUCACGGUCUCGUCCGAGCCUUCCAAAAAUUCGCCCAUGUUGCGGGAUUACUCCAUCUCGCAACUCCAAGAGACGCUUUCCUUACAACGCUUGGUAAAGCGGCUGUUCCACCGAACGUAUUCAGUGCUUGCCUUAAUACUAGCACUUCCAAAUCUUCUACUGUUGGCCCCGCUGUAGAAGGCCCGAACAGUAUUCUGGGCAAUGCUAGAGGCCUUUUAAGUGUUGAUAGUCUAGUAACCCCGGUGGGUGCCGCUGGUGAGAGACAAAGGCAAGCAUCUAUGGACGCCAACACCAUACCACAGACACUGAACACUAGGAACCUCCUAUGUUUACGUGCGCUCUUAAAUCUAGGGAUAGCUUUAGGACCGACAUUAAGCUCUUCGUGGACGAUUGUCUUGGAAACGCUUCAGCAGGCUGAUCUUGUUUUGUUCACAACUGGGAAAUCCCCUGGCAGAACCCCAAUCGCCGGAAAGGGUCCGGACCCAAGAGCGGAGAACGAAGCUGCCUCACUCCUAGCUAACUUUAGUACGGAAAUAAGGGCCGUUGAAACAGCAGCAUCGAGACUCUUUGAAAGCACAGUUGAUUUUCCCAAUGUUGCUUUUGUGGAGGUUGUUGACGCAAUCUGUAGUCUCUUAGAUCAACAGCCUGACCAAGCUUCGGAACCAUCGAGCCGACCACAGUCAUCGCCCUCGUCACCCCCAUUGCCAGGUCUUCGGACCCCGACUGGACCACACCGGAGACUUGUUGGCGGAUCUGGGACAGGAUCCACAGGGCUCAGCCAAGAGGAUCAAUUUGCUCUCGCGAAGAUUGGUGAAGUUGCGGCUAUUAAUAUUGAGAGACUCCUCAGCUAUCCUCCUGACGUCUCAGGCUGGGCACGGAUCACGUCUGAACUUAUCAAGACGCUGGGCUCCGCCCCUACAGCUGCACAGAUUCGCACUCGUGCCGCAGAGAUACUCGUUCAACUUGUAUUAGAAGCCGCUAGAGCUGCCAUCAGUCUCGAUGAUGAGACACGUGGUAGAGUUCAGCUUCGUCUACUGGAAGCGCUUCGUGAUUCUUUAUUGCCAUUACAAAUGGAAGACCGUGCUACUUCUGUGACCACCCAUUCAACGGAUGUUGACAUCCACAAGAUCCUCCUUGAAGGUCUCAAAAGCCUACUUGAUGAUUGUGGUGAUGCACUUCUAAGUGGUUGGGAAAUCACGUUUGAAGUUAUUGGCAGCAUUUUUAUUCAGAGGAGGUUCGCUGACGAGAGCACACGAGACGUCGAAAACCAAUCCCUCAUCCUAUUGACACGAUCCGGAAAACUUAUUAGGUCCGCUUUCAAUUCUUUACAGUUGAUAUGUUCUGAUUUUCUUGGGUCAUUGCCUAAGUCAUGUUUUCUGAUUCUUGUUGAUACCCUGUAUAAAUUCUGCUCACAGGACGACGAUUUGAAUAUCGCGUUAACGACUGUUACCUUCUUCUGGGUGCUUUCCGAUUUCCUUUCGGGGAGGAGUCGGUCGCUUCUGAUCACUGAUAGUCUUAUUGAUGAUCCUAAUGGUGUGUCAUUGGUCGAAAAGGCCUCAAAUGCAGAGGAUGCAUCGUCUGAUUCAGCGUUAUGGAUGCUCCUCCUACUGAGGUUGACUACCGUAACCACCGACGAGAGACUUGACUUAAGAAACAGUGCUAUCCAGACAUUACUACGGAUUUUUGAUGCGUACGGGGAUAGGCUUAGCCCAGAGGCAUGGUCUGUCUGUAUCAAAUCUGUUAUUUUCAAGCUUCUUUCGUCUAUAGAGAAAGAACUUGAAAAUGUUGGAAGACCGGAAAUUGAUGAGAAAAUUCGCCAUGACUGGUAUGACACGGCCGUCGUUGUACUCAGCGGCAUAUCCAGCCUCCUUGCCAAUUACCUUGAUGUGUUAACAGUUCAUCCCACAUUUAACUCAUAUUGGCAACAACUCCUAGGGCAUUUUGCUUCUUUACUUGACUUCCAAGUUUUGGAAAUAAGCACGGCAACAUUCAAAGCGCUGACCCAGAUGCUCUCGCAAAGCCAGAAUGGUACAAAGCAGAAUUUCAACAAGACCACAAUUGAUCUAGCUUGGGAUUUAUGGUCCCGCGGUGUCCCGGUUUCUAGGAAAGGCAACACAGGAAGAAUCACAGAUAAUCAAAAUUGUCUUCUUGCCUAUGUCGCGGCUCUUCGCGAUGUCUAUCGGCUCAUACAAGUUGACCUUACCGUUGACCGUAUUCGCCGAAUGCUGACACUAUUACGAGAAGUUAUGCAAGUCGCUACUCCUGGGACGUAUGUGGCGGAUAUUGAACAUCUUACACCCCUGCAAGGGCAGGUGCUGGAUGUGAUCAAAAUGCUCAGGACUGACUUACGAGGGGCGCCAUCCGCUCUGAUAUCUCAGAUAUCUGAAUUUAUCUCACUGGCUUUCCUCGAAGAAUAUGACAUGUCGAAUCAACGGAAUUCGCAGAAGCGUACUUACGUUGCUAUGUCCAAAGCCAGCAUGUCGAUUCUCCAAUCUCUCAUUGUGAAUCACGCUGCCGAUGUAAAUAUUUACAAUGACGGCGCAUUCCUGACUGCGCUAACGGCUUUGUCGCGGCCAAUUGUGCUUAAGUAUCAAUUUCCCAUUAUCACCAAAGGAGAGCAGCCGUGGAAGCAAUCAACAACAUCCGCUUUAGUCAUUCUCGAGGCUACCCUCCCGCAGCUUCAGAAACUUGAUAUUUCACGGUCAAAUCUACAAGAUAUUUGGGAAAUAAUCGUUACCAUUGCGAACGGAAUUAUCAGUGCAGAUUGUGAUGCACCACCGGAUCGAGUCAAUAUCGCAGAAGAUCAGAACAUCGAUAUAUCCUCAUUCUUGAAAUUGCGCGAGCUCAUCAUCCCCUCCUUAGGUGCGGAGGUAGUAGCAGAUAAGACGAGGAAGGUAUUCGCAGAAAACCUAUUUCGCAUGUCUAUUAUACAUACACCGGCCCCGACAGAAUCUUCUCUCAUAUAUGGGAAUAGUGAAGGUGACGUGGUUGGCCUGUUGAACCUAUAUAAACCACGGAGUGGUCGCACCGUGGAUCCAACCCCGGCCAAGCGUGAGAAGAUGUGUUACGUUUGCCUCGAUGAGUUGUUUGCAUUAGUAACAAGCCACAACGAAACAUCAACGCCUCAUAUCACAGUCCAGCCGCCGACUCCGGCUUUCCCGCCACCCAGCUUAUCGUCAGCAGCAGGUAACAUGACGCUCGAAUCUCCACAUGCUCUAUAUGUGCGGUUAGCACAAACGGCAGCACCGUACCUUAUACUGAGGGCCGCUCUUACGCUAAGAGCCUAUAUCGCAGACCAGCCGCUGCGUGGGCAUAUGCCGCAGCCAUUGAGCCAACGUAAGGAGCUUACGCGGGUGCUAGAAAGAUUGGUAGAGCUCAAGAGCGAACCUGAAGCUAUCCCGGAUACACCCAAUGCUGAGAGCGAGAGUCGUAAACAUCUACUUAGGCUCUACCCGUUGCUAGUUAGUGCGAUUAAAGUCACAGGGACUAGUGGGGAUGAGAGUGUAUUAAUGCUGCUGACGAAAGCAUUGGAUGUCGUUGGGUCCGAACUGGGGAUUUGA